AUGAAUCUUUCUAUUAAUUCUGAUGAUAUGCCUUCCUCUUUUAAAAAUACUAUUGUAAAAAAUGGCUCGAUAACUAUUGUUCGGUCGAAUUUAAAUAAUAUACACGAUAUUGGAAAGUGGGUAGAAGAAUUUUCUACAAAAACGAAUACUAGGUGGAAUGUACGAACAACAGUUCCUAAAGGAACAUAUAUUCAAUGCAAAAAAAAUUAUGUUUGCCACCAUAGUUCUCACCAUAAAGUUGACAGAACAUUAAACAAAAGAGGUCAAUCAAAAAAUACUAACUGUAAAGCAUCUAUUAAAAUUUUAGUGAAAAUUGACACUGUAUCUACUAGAAAAAGUGACCCUUUUGUGAAGAAUAAAUACUUAGGCAUGAUUACUAUCUCAAAUACUCAUAAUCAUAAUAUUAAUACUGCUGAAGCACUACGGUAUUUGAAUCCAGAUGUUAAUUUAAGAAGUACAUUUGAAGAUUAUUUUUAUGAUGGGAUGACAAUAUCAGAUGCAUUACGAUAUCAUGAGAGUAUUUUAACAAUGGCAAAUAAACUAAUUGAAGAUUUUGCGAAUGGUAGAAUUAACCCAACAUAUAGAUGUGUGCAAAACUGGCAUGACCAGUGGAGAUUACUAAACCUAGGACCUCGUACUGGUCAAGGAGUAAUUAUGAAACUAGAAGAAAAAAAAGAAACUUAUGCUACAAAUGGGAUUUCAAUUUACUUCCAAGAGGAACCAUUUGUUAUUCUUAUAUUAACUCCAAUUAUGAAACGAGCACAUGAUUUACCAUUAUCCAAAGAUAUUGUAUUUGUGGACUCAACUAGUUCUUGUGAUCCUGAAAACCAUUGCAUUACAUUUUUACUUACUCCAUGUGCUGCUGGUGCAGCUCCUUUAGGUGUAAUUUUAUCCAAAGGCCAAAGCGAAGCAUCCUAUUCAAGUGGAUUUAAUUUAAUAAAGCAAAAUGUAAAAAAUGCAUUUGGUGGUCAAGGUUUCCCAUCUUUAUUUUUGACAGAUAACUCAGAUGCCGAAAUCAAUGCACUGAAAACUGUGUGGCCACAGUCGAGAUCGCUACUUUGCAUUUUUCAUGUUCUACAAUCAGUUUGGAGAUGGCUCUGGGACGGUAAAAAUAAUAUUAAAAAAGAAGAUCGCACUUCUAUGAUGCAUAGUUUUAGAAAAAUAUUAUAUGCACAGACUUCUGAAGAGGCACAAGAAAAAUAUGUUGAAACUAUGAAUAUAAGAAAUAACUAUCCUAUGUGGCAAAAAUAUAUCACAGUUCAUCACUGGAAAUACAAAGAAAAGUGGUGUUUAGCUUGGAGGGAUCAUACUAAUAGAGGCCAUCAGACCAACAACUUUAGCGAAGUAUCAGUGAGAAUUUUUAAGGAAAAUGUAUUAGGUCGUGUGAAAGCAUACAAUGUAAUUUCAUUGAUUGACUUUUGCUGUACAAAAUUGGAGGAAUACUAUAAAAAAAAAUUUUUAGAAUUUUCAAAUGAAAGAAAUUCUACUGCUCGACUGUUUUUUAAAAAUUUAAUUAAAAAAACUGAUUAUAUCAGCAAAGAAGAGAUUACUGUAGACAAUGAAGAAUUUUAUGUCCCAAGCGAAAAAAAUAAAAAAAUGAUGUAUUGUGUUGAACCAAAUAUUGGUGUUUGCUCAUGUGAAGCAGGUAUUCAUGGACAAUUUUGUAAACACCAAUGCAUAAUUUAUAAAUAUUUUAAUAAAAUUGGAGUUAAUUUUCCUCCAGUUACCAUAGAAGACAAAUACUUUAUAGCAAAACUGGCAUUAGGUGAAAAAGUACCAAAUAAGACAUUUUAUGAGGGCUUAUUACCUACAGAAGUAAUUCAUGAACAGUCACUUGUAUCACAUGACUUUCAUCAAGAUAUUGAUUAUGGUGAUGAUGCAAAUAAAAAGAGUUCAACAGAAAAUCCCAAGUUAGAACAACGUAAUUGUUUAUCCAUAUUAGAUGAAAUUACUCAACAAAUGUCUAAUAAAAUAAUGAAAUAUGGCGAGUCAACUUAUGAAAAUUUAUUAAAAUUUAAAAAAAGACUUGAUAAAAUACAUACAGAAGGGCAGUUUAAUACUUUUUUAGCAACAACAGGUACAUCAUCAUUAUCUCUUAGACAUAGAGAUGGAGCGUCGAUCAAAGUACAACCAACAACAAUAGCUAGGAGAAGACCAGGGAUUACUAGAGGAAGUAAACGUUUGCUAGCAGGUAGACCAGCAACAACUGAUAGUAACCGUCCCAAAAAGAAGCCCAGAAAUUUACAGAGUAACAUUAGAAAUUGUGUGACUAAUGCAAAAUCACAUUAA
This is a messenger RNA of Macrosiphum euphorbiae (potato aphid), 2289 nucleotides long. NCBI's taxonomy places the organism in Eukaryota, Metazoa, Arthropoda, Insecta, Hemiptera, Aphididae. The record is from the annotation of a GenBank genome assembly.